Anthonomus grandis grandis is the source of this 1573-nucleotide messenger RNA. Its product is annotated as syntenin-1-like. Gene Ontology annotation, molecular function: protein binding. Lineage: Eukaryota; Metazoa; Arthropoda; Insecta; Coleoptera; Curculionidae. Gene Ontology annotation, cellular component: plasma membrane; cytoplasm. The record is from RefSeq and is a predicted model, not a curated record. Bases 181 to 1080 code for a protein of 299 amino acids. The transcript is spliced from 5 exons.
UCUUCUGUAUUGUCUAUAUUACAAUAUUAUUCUUCAUACACAAGUCUUUUGAAUCGGUUUUAGUUAACUUUAGUGUGGAGGCCCAGAAAAUUGGAAAUCGUCCUGUCUCAAAACAUCAUUAAUUAAUAUAAGUCUACGAGUGUCUUAUUUAUACUGUUGCUAAAUUUAUCAUAAAGCAAUAUGUCGAUGUAUCCCAGCUUAGAAGAUAUGAAGAUGGAUCAAAUGAGCAGGGCCCAAAUUCAGCUGGGAAAUGACAUUAACAAACCUCCACCAUACAAUCCGGGCACCUACAAUGCAGGUGCCACCUCUGUUGACAUUGGUGGUGUUUAUCCAUCCCUUGGAAACUAUAUGGGGUUGGAACUCAGUGAAGAAAUCAUUAAAGAAAAUAUGCCCGAGUACAGCCAUACUGUUUCAAUUUAUCAACAGUUAUCGGUUGGAUCCUCUGGUCCCAACAACAUGAUUGCUCCACUAUCAGGACAGUCUCUGGGGCUCCACAGAGCACAAGUUACUAACGGAAUCCGGGAAGUUACUCUUUGUAAAGAUGCCGAUGGAAAAGUGGGUGUUAGAGUAAAAGAAAUCAACAAUGGCAUAUUCAUCGCUCUGGUGGUCGAAAAGUCUCCGGCUGCACUUGCCGGUCUGAGAUUCGGAGAUCAAAUUUUACAAAUUAACGGCACAAACGUGGCAGGCAUGUCCAUGGAGAAAGUGCACAACUUGUUUAAAAAAAGCCCCGUAAAUGGCAUUAAAGUUGUCUUGAGAGACAGACCGUUUGAGAGGACUUUAACACUACACAAAGACAGUACCGGAUGUCUAGGAUUCCAGUUUAAAAAUGGCAGAAUUUCGACUAUUAUUAAAGAUUCCUCGGCUGCUAGGAAUGGGGUAUUGAUUGACCAUCAGUUACUGGAAGUGGAAGGCCAGAAUGUAGUUGGAUUGAAAGAUAAACAGGUCAAGGAAAUCAUUGCGAACGCUGGGAAUGUUGUUACUAUUACAGUCAUACCGAGUUUUAUGUAUGAUCACAUGGUGAAGAAGAUGGCCGGAUCUCUUCUAAAAGGCUUGAUGGACCAUUCCAUUCCCUCUCUAUAAACUCUUCCACAAACUAUAUUUUACAGCAUAUGUGACCUUUUAAAGUGCCAUGUAUUUCACAAUUUUCCAGCACACCAUAUUUAAAAUAUAUAUCACGGUAGUGCAAUACUUAUUUUAACCUUUUACUUUUUAAGUGAAUUUGUUUCCUGUGUUUUUUCCAAAGAUGUUAAUAGAACUAACGUUCGUUUUUAUACAGACUGAUGAUUAGUAUCUCUAAAUGCAUUUAUACGUGUUAGUUUGUUUUCUCUUUUUAGUUGCAACCCAUAACAGUAACGGCAAUACAAUAAUUGACAAAAUCUCUUAAUUGGGUGCGACUGCUAUAUUUGUUUAACUAUAUACAUAUAUGUAUCUUUAUAGAAUUAUAUAUUCGUUACUAUGUUAGCUGUUAGAGAUAUCUCGUAUAGGUAUAAAUAUUUUUAUAGGAUUACCAUAUUAUUUUAUUUAUAUAAUCACUGAUUCAUAUUUAUUAUUAAUCAAUAAACGUUUUCAAAAU